Messenger RNA from Mercenaria mercenaria, 2813 nucleotides. RefSeq names its product perlucin-like protein. The coding region runs from base 154 to 606 and encodes 150 amino acids. The record is from RefSeq and is a predicted model, not a curated record. Lineage: Eukaryota; Metazoa; Mollusca; Bivalvia; Venerida; Veneridae. The transcript has 5 exons.
GAAAAAAAGAUACUACGAAAUUGUUUUUGAAUUUGAAUUUAUAGCAUGAUACUGAUUACUCUUCGAUACAUAUUUUAAACCUUCGCUAUACAUUGUCAAAUACGUGGAAGUGAUUAUCGUGUUAACUGAGAUCAUUUUCGCUCUUUUGGGAGAAUGCGAGUAUUAAUUUUGUUGGUGGCAUUGGCUCCGGACCUUUUGUUAGGUACCAAAGCAGCUUCCUGUUUAGACGGAUGGAUUUCGUACAGGUCUCAUUGCUAUUUUGUCGGAUAUGAACUACGGCUGCCGUUUUCCACUGCACAGAUAUACUGCAGGAUCAAUGGCGCUUACCUUACACGUCUUGACACUUAUUCUGAAUAUUUUUUCCUGAAAAAGUUGCUUAAAAGAACAAGAGCAUACAGUGCAUGGACAAGCUUGUCUGAUCAAAGAUAUGAAGGGAUUUGGCUAUGGCAUGGUACAAACGAACUAGCCACAUUUUCAGACUGGGCUCCUGGUAACCCAAACAACGACAAAAAUGAAGAUUGUAUGGGGUUUUAUCAUCGGCAUGGCUAUAUGUGGAACGAUUUUCCGUGCACGGUUAAACUGAUACCCAUAUGCGAAAGAUCUUAAACCCAUUCGUCUAUGAAGAAUUUAUUUAAAUAAAUGCUAUUGACUUACGCUGUUUAUAUCCAGAUACAUAAAUGAAACGAAAAUAAUAAAUUAUAGGCUCAAUUAUUUACAGCCGGUUCACUUUAUUUGGCAAGUAUAUGUAAACCGUCUAAAGUCUUGUAGGUGAUUCAAACACAAAUUUCAAAUGAACACAGUAUAUUGAGUAGUUUACAAUAUCGAAUUUUUAUUUUAGUACAAAAAAUUCAGAAUGCAUGAAAUAAACAUUUUUUAUCAUAAAUAAUUACCAAAUAUUACUGUCAGCAUCGAAAGUAAUAUAAUGCUAUUUAUCAAGUGAUUUCAUAUUAGCUAUGUCAUUUUUCCAUGUCGACCAGAGCCAUUAAUCCGAUAAUCAAUACAAAAUUUUGAAGUGAAUACAAAGUCACCGACUAAAUGAGGUUACUUUAACUUUUUACAUUAAUUUGAUAUUUCUUUUCAAUAUUGAGAAAGACGUCAGUUUUUGUUUUAAAGUGAAUUCAGCUUCGCAGAUAAGUAAACAAAUAUUCUAAGUUAAAUGUUCACUAACGCCUGUUACCCAUCACUUACAUUUUAAAAGCAUCCACAAAUUAUUUCUCCAGCUUAAGGUUAAAGUUUAAUUUAAGGUUCACUGUCCGCAUCUAUGAUUAAAUUAUUCCUACAUUUGUGCGAAACAAAACAUUAUUAUGAUUGUUUGAAAGAGUUCACAUGACCUGAGUUUAUACUCCAGUAGCCAUAAUUAUGAAACAAACCUAAAUUUCAGAGCAACUGAUUUGAAAUUGAAACAUAAUCUUUGUAAUUUAGGUUACCUAUUGUAUCAACGGAGUCUGCUUUUGUUUACAUCAAUAAAUUAACAAAGGAAGCGGCAUUAAAAGCAAAUGCCGUUUCAACUAGCGUUUGUUAGUACAGUGGUCUGUAUGGUGAUUUAUUAUCGGUGUAUGGCCAUUUUCAGCAAUACAUUUCUUUUGGUCAGCAUUGCACAUGAGAAAUAUGUAAGAACUAUGCAUCCAUUUCUUACUUUUAAAACGUGGAAGAGCAUAUUGCAUUAUAUCUCAAGGACAAACUAGGUAUUCUAUUAUUUUGAUGUUACAUCCAUGCUUCCAAAGAUAUUCGUAUGCAUGUGAUUUUCUGUUUUGUACAAUUAUAAGAUUAAAAAUGUGUCUUUUAUAGCCAAUUAAGUUGCUAAAUUUGCGUAAAUAUUAAUCAGUUUGCUUUACACUUUUUAGGGAUUUGAUGUAAAACGUCUUGUAUCGUUUGUAUAUUUACUAGUAUGAAUUACUCUCCGGCGUAAUGCUCUAUGCAUAUUUAUUUAUUAGUCUUCACUGUAAAUGCUCCAAGUCUCUGAUUAAUAUAUUUCGAUAGCGUAUUAUUAUCUCUUUUGUCAGUUAUUUGUAUUUUGAUAAAGAAUAGAAUGAUUAUAAAACGACAUCUAAAUCACGAAAGAUGAUAACUUAUAUGAGCAGAAGAUUCAAGUAAUCUACAUAAAAAUGAGAGCAUUGCAUUUUUUCAGAUAAUGUAUAUUAAACAUGUUUUAAAAUUCUCGUAUGUUAGAAUGUUUCACGCGGUAUUAUUAUUAUUAUUAUUAUUAUUAUUAUUAUACCAGAUUUAUAAAGCGCCCUUUUCAUGAUAAAAAGUUCAAAGGCGCCAUACAUAUAGCAAACGCAGCCACACAGGACGAGAAAUUCAUCCUCUACUAGUACAAAUACAGAGCGAUCUGAUCAGUGGGACAGAGUGAGAUAAAGUCCACGGAACAGAUAGAGGGAAGCCUGAAUGUUCUAAACAGUAUUCAGUAUAUUUUGUUUUAAAAGAAGGAAGCCUGAAUGUUCUAAACAGUAUUCAGUAUAUUUUGUUUUAAAUAUGUCAGCAUAAUUGCAAUAAUUUUAGACUAAUUCCGAAUAAUUUAAAUUUUUUGCCUUCUUGUUAUUAUGAUAAAAUUCCUUAGGUAUGUUUUAAAUAAUUUUAUUUCUUAGUGUUCAUCAGAAUCUUCCAGUAUAUCUAGAAAUAUUUCUGAACUGAUAUAUAUUGACGUCAGUGACUCUAUUUGCUUGUAAUUUUUCAAAUCAUAUGUACUGUAUUUUAUGUUUCAAAACGAUUGUUCAUUUCUUUUUUCAUUUUAUAUUAAUUAUAGAGCAAACAUAUUGUUUCCUUUUCUUGUUUUCUGUUUUCGUCUUAACAGCAAGAUGCAAUUUCGUGAA